AUGGAUGUUGCUAAACAACAACAAGAAACAAUGAAAUUGUCAGAUGCAAAUGCGGCUGCUUAUACCGUUCGCCCUAAUUUCGAAGAAAAAUUUCGUUCAACAAAAAUUCAAGAUAUAUUAUAUAGUUGUAUUAGUGAUGUAUUAGGUGAUAAAAAAUAUGAGCAAGAAGCAUGUUCUGAAUGGACUAAAACAAUAACAAUUAAUAUUCGUGAUCGUUUAAAAUCAUCAAAUAUGAAAUUAGAACGUUAUAAAUUUAUUGUUCAAUGUGUUAUUGGUGAAAAUAAAGGACAAGGAGUGAAAUAUGGAUGUCGAUGUUUAUGGGAUUCAGAUACAGAUGGAAUGGCUGAAUAUGUUUAUUUGAAUGAAAGUUUAUUUUGUGCUGUAGCUACAUUUGGAAUAUUUUAUUAUUAA
Molecule: messenger RNA, 411 nt
Organism: Didymodactylos carnosus
Lineage: Eukaryota; Metazoa; Rotifera; Eurotatoria; Philodinida; Philodinidae
Source: the annotation of a GenBank genome assembly